AACCCCAGAUUUUUACUUUGGUGACCGGAAGUUUACUGUAUAUCCCAGCGGUAGUUUCCGCCGACAGUGUUUCGAAAUUUGUAUUCAGUCUCCUUGACUUCUUAUCUUUACCUCACCACGUUACCCAAGGUUGCAUGGUUGAAGAUGUUGAUGUUGAUGUUGAAGUAUGUGUGGACACUGACUUCGACUUGGCGGAUACAGAAGUUAAAUGGACUCCAGAAGAGGAGGAUAACCUGAAAAUCCUUGUGAAGAAUUUUGGAGAACGUAAUUGGAAAACCAUCGCCAGUUUAUUACCAGGGAAGACAGAAGCACAGUGUAUCAACCGCUGGAAAAAUAGCGACAAUAAUGAACCGGUCAAAGGCGGCUGGUCCAAAGAGGAAGACCAAAAGAUCACAGAAUUGGUGAGCAAGUUUGGCACCACAAACUGGGCUUUGAUUUCCCAGCAAAUGAAGGGUCGUCUGGGGAAACAGUGUCGUGAACGUUGGAUCAACCACUUGAACCCGCUCUUGACAAAGGCCUCCUGGACCCACGAGGAGGAUCUCAUCAUUUACAAAGCUCACUGCGUCUUGGGGAACCGCUGGACUGAGAUUGCCAAGCUUCUUGCUGGAAGGACAGACAAUGCUGUGAAGAACCGAUGGAACUCUUUUCUGAAACGCAAAGCCGAGUCGGGUCUCCUCAAAGAUGACGCCGUCUGUGUUGAUAUUCAGCACUUUGUGGAAGGACGGAUUUACAGAUCUCAUGUAUGGCAGGUGGACUUCAAGUGUGAUGUUGUAUUAGACACGUCGGCAUUAACUCCAGAAAUGGUCAAAUCCAAGAAGCCCGAAGUCAUGCGGAAGAAGGCCGCCCCCCCUGUGCAGAAAAUAUCGAAUGAGAAGUUGCCUCCACCUAAUGGCGCCACCUCCAGUAGCAUUAAUGAACCUGCAGCAGCAGCAGCAGCAGAAACAGUGGACCAGAAAAAGGUUGUGGAUGCAGCAUUGAGGAUGAUUGCUGAGGACAUGCUACCGCUCAGUUUUGUUGAAGGAGCAGGUUUCCGCUCCUUCAUGAGCGCCAUCAGUCCCGAAUACAACAAGCUGUCCCAGCGUGCCGUCGGCUCGCAGCUUUACGACGACGUCGAGAGAACCAUCAAACCUCAGCUCAUCCGCGAUCUUAAAGCCUGCCUGUCCAAAUCCAAAGACGGCGCCAUCCACGUGACCUGUGACCUAUGGGCUGGUGCACAUUCCAACCCGGUGGAGGUGCCGGUCGUCAUGGUGGUGCAACUCCACUUCAUCAGCGAUUCGUGGCAAAUCCGCCGGCCCGUCGUAGCCUUUCGUCACGUGCGCCACAAAGACCUCAGAAAUGGCGUGGCCCAGCAACUGGAAGGUGUGCUGCUCAGCUACGGCGUCUUCCCGUGUAACAUCGGCUACGUCCUCGUCAACCACGCCAAAGAGGCGCUGGCUUCCAACAGCCUGUUCUGCGACUACAAGAUCAUGUGCUCGUCUAACAGGGGCGAGCCAGAUGCAGAGGACAUGGUGGCCUUUCUGUCAGACCACAUGUCUGAAUCGGAGUUGCUGUUUUCAGACGUCAACAUCGGCACCAGGAUGAACUGUGUAGCCAAAACUCUGCAGCUAGUCAUCAGCGAGGCGCUGAAGAACUCCAGGGUGAUCGAGAACCUGCUGUCACAUGUUCACAAUGUAGUUGCUUUCUUCCGGAGUAGCAACUACUGGAGUGAGGUUUUAUCAAAGGAGCACAGCGUGUCUCUGUGUCCGCCAUCCAACUACUGUCGCUGGAACUCCAUGAUGGUGUCUUUACGCCGCAUGGUGCAGGAGUCGACCUGGAACGCCGUCAUGACUGUCCUGGCGCAGGCGCGUAGCGAGGCCAGUGACACGGCCAGCGCCCCACCUUUGAUCAUGGUCAAGAGGGAGCAAGUUCUCGACAUCCUGGGUCUCUUGGAACCCUUUCAAGAUGCCCUGCAGGCCUUGUUUGGAAACAUGGUGACCAUCUCAUCCAUCAUACCUUCUCUAAUAAGCCUUGAUAAGACUCUGGAGGGAUGUACCACCAGCUACACUCACUUCAAAAAGUCCCUUCGUACUGGUCUCUGUACUUACUUCCAGUCCAUGAUGGAGCAGAAGGACCUGAUUGUGGCCACCGUGCUUGACCCCAAAAGCAAACUGAAGACGUUCUGCGAUAAGAUUGAAGAACGGACAUGUUUCCUAACACUUCCAACAAAAUCUGAGGCUCGCUCUAGUGUGGAAGCUGCUCUGGGGGGCCAAGAACCUUCAACUCACCCACCUGUGGAAGCAGGAGACCACCAGGAGAGGGCGCUGCUGCAGGAAACACAAACCACAAAGAUAGACCGAGCGACAAAGAUCUCUGCCAGCAGCUCAGAAGACCACAACGCUGUCAAUCACGUCGGCUUCAAGCGCAAGUCGCUCGAUAACAUCCCACACCAGCCCCCAUCAAAGACCUUCAUGUCAGAACUGGACGCUUACCUGUCAGAACCGCUGUGGACUAACAGCUCCUCUAGUGUACUGUUCUGGAAAUCUGCCUCUCGCUUCCCGCAACUGCAAGGCGUCGCUAAGAGGCUCUUGGCUGUGCCGGCCACCUCCGGGGGCUUCGAUAGGCUCUGCCCGAUGGCGGCGUGCAUUGUCCGAGCCAAACGGAACCGUAUGCCGCCUCACACCACAGAGAGACUACUUUUAUAUAAGAACUCUUUGAAGUCAAAGACUGUUAAAAGGCCCAGUGGAGUCAACAAACAGAGACUGACCAAGUGAUGGGAUGAUGAUGAUGUCCUACAAAGCAGUACAGCAUACAACCACCAAUAUUAGUGUGUUGACCCCGACUACCACAAUUACAGUCCACAAUGUAAAAAAACAAACAGCUUUUAUAAAGUAAUUGUUGAGAUUUGCUUGCAAUUUCACUAUUUAUAUUGCAGCUACAGUAAAUUGGAUCACAUUGGAGUUACUUUAAUAGUGAUAACGUGAACCUUAUUGGCUUUGUUUGAAAGCCUUCUGUCAUCUAAUUCAUACUCUGGUAGCUUUGUGGUAAUACCCAGAUACAGUCCAUUGUUCCUAUUUAAGAAAUGAUGGAGUAACUACAUCAUUGACUUGUUCUGUUCUACUGUGUCAACAAAGACUUCAUGUUACAGUACUUGUAAUAAAGUUAUUUUACUUGCACUUCAUUUGGAUAUACAUAAUAUAAAAGUACAAUU
This is a messenger RNA of Doryrhamphus excisus (bluestripe pipefish), 3187 nucleotides long. RefSeq names its product MYB proto-oncogene like 2a (gene mybl2a). Gene Ontology annotation, cellular component: nucleus. Gene Ontology annotation, biological process: regulation of DNA-templated transcription. NCBI's taxonomy places the organism in Eukaryota, Metazoa, Chordata, Actinopteri, Syngnathiformes, Syngnathidae. Gene Ontology annotation, molecular function: RNA polymerase II cis-regulatory region sequence-specific DNA binding; DNA-binding transcription factor activity, RNA polymerase II-specific; protein dimerization activity. The record is from RefSeq and is a predicted model, not a curated record.